Messenger RNA from Notodromas monacha, 356 nucleotides. The record is from the annotation of a GenBank genome assembly. NCBI's taxonomy places the organism in Eukaryota, Metazoa, Arthropoda, Ostracoda, Podocopida, Cyprididae.
AUAAGAUUAUGAUUGUGAGCAAAAUUGAGAACCAACAGGGUGUUGCCAACUUGGACGAGAUUUUGGAGGUGUCCGAUGGAAUCAUGGUUGCCCGUGGAGACUUGGGCAUUGAAAUUCCCCCGGAGAAGGUUUUCGUAGCUCAGAAGAUGAUGUUGGCCAAGUGCAAUGUCGUGGGGAAGCCGGUGAUUUGCGCCACCCAGAUGCUUGAGUCCAUGGUGAAGAAGCCGCGUCCGACUCGUGCCGAGGUGUCGGACGUGGCCAAUGCUAUUUUGGAUGGCGCCGAUUGUGUGAUGUUGAGCGGAGAGACGGCCAAGGGCGACUAUCCAGUCGCUUGCGUGCAGACCAUGGUGAAUAUC